This is a messenger RNA of Lates calcarifer (barramundi perch), 1879 nucleotides long. Its product is annotated as cornifelin homolog A. Bases 708 to 1088 code for a protein of 126 amino acids. The record is from RefSeq and is a predicted model, not a curated record. The transcript has 5 exons. NCBI's taxonomy places the organism in Eukaryota, Metazoa, Chordata, Actinopteri, Centropomidae.
CUUGUGCUAUUAUUCCAUUUCCUGCUCCAAUCCUUCCAGCUGGUGUGGGGCUUCAGAUGGGCCUCACGGUUAUGAUACAAAAAUCCAAAUAUUUUGUGUUGAAUUGUUUGGUUGAAUUGACAUCAAUUCUGAUCUGAAAACAGUAAGGAAAUGUGAAUCCAAGGAAGGAUGGCAAAGUCAACAAGUUGCGAAUGUGACGACGACUGUUCUAACAUUCAAACAAAAGCACAGAGCCACGUGUCACUGAGGCGAAGAGGAUGAACACUGUGGGACAUUCUCUUUUGUUCUUAUCACAUAUCUCUAUCUAAGAACUGACUAGCGUACUUUAAAUAUGUGGUCAUUAAGUGGCAUGAUGACGUCUGGGAUUUAAAAGGAUGCGUGACGGUCAGAUAGUCCUGAUGUCUGACUGUCAAAGGUAUAGAUGCGUCAGACUGGACGGACCAGUCAGUGACAUGCAUCCUGUCUGCUGUCCUGUCUCUAUAAGAUGCCACACUGCCCUGCACAUUCAUCAGUCAUCCAGGUUUCUGAUUUGACCAAACUCUGCUCCCUGUUCCUGGAAAAACAGUAAGGAUCCAAGAAAAAGACAUCUCUUUAACACUUCCUGACUGUGCACAUUUGAAGUAAUCCAGUGGGUUUGAAGGAAGAUGUGGAAAAAAUUAUGCAACCCACAAAAGACUUUAUUACAGUUUUCUUUGAAAUCUUAAGUCAUGUCUGAUAAGAUGGUCGUGACCCAACCCCGGCCCUUCAUCACAACCACUGUAACCAACCAAUGGACCUCUGGCAUCUGUGACUGCCUCCAGGACCUGCCCCAAUGUUGCUUGGCCUUUUGGUGCCUUCCCUGCUUCACCUGUAAGACAGCACACGAGGCCGGGGAGUGUCUAUGUCUACCUCUUCUGGAUGCUUUUGGACUCAUCCCACCCAUGACCACAGCCCUUAGGGUGUCAGUACGCCAGAGAUAUGGGAUUGAGGGUACGAUCUGCAACGACUGCGUGUACGCCUGCUUCUGCGGGCCCUGCACCUGGUGUCAGAUAGCAAGAGAAAUCAAAACAAGGGCAAAUCCCAUCACCUUCGUCAGCACGGUGGCCUGAUGAGAGCAGAGUUUUUAUCCCGGGGUCAUCAUUAGCGAAACAGACGUCAAACAGACGCCUCUCUUCUUUUCAUCAUGGGCUCUGUCAUGGUAUUUGGAACCACAGAGGGUUCCGUGGAAUGUUGCUGAGCAGCUGAUUAAAGAUCAGCACAUGAGGGUCGAGGGAGAGAGAUAAGUGGGCCUCUGUGACGUCCACUAACAGUUAUUAAUGAGGAGGAGUCUGUGACACUGAGGGGUAUACUAGUGUACUGAUGAUGAUUCUGGUUAAACUGCCUUAUUAUUAUCUUAAAAUCUGAAUUAGGUAUAUAUUUUUAUUCUUAUACUUCCAUCACCACCAGAUAAUUGUUGUACAUGUUCCAUUUUAUAAUUAAUUGUUUGGUCUCUUUGAUCGGUUGUUAUCCUUCAGAAGUGUGUGUAUAUUUAUAUAUGGGCUUAUUUUUAUAUGUAUGGAUGUAUUAAUUUUACCAUAAGUGUUGCUAGCUUUUGGAGCUAGAGCUAAUUUUUGAAUUUUUGCUAAUCUUUGACUAAACACUGGUAUAUACUAUAUACUUACCUACACAUUAUGUAUUUACAAUAUACCAUAACUGAUAGCUGGAGGCAGUGGAGAUGUUUUAUUACAUCCUGAUAAUUUAUUAACUUUUAGCCUAUUUUCCAGUAGCACGUACGCCAUUUUUCCUUCUGUUUUAAUUGCUGGAGCUUUUCAUAUGCAUUCAUAUUUAAGUACUUUGUAUUUAAAACAUGGGUACUGUACGUGAGUCCUCUUGAACAGUGCAAUAAAACUCUCAUCUCAAA